GAGACCCCGGCCCCCCAGCCGGCGCCUGCCGCCUGCGAGCCCGACUAUCCCUUCCUUUCUUUGCGCAGCGCUCGCGUCUCUCAUCCCCGGCGCUCCCCCAGCCGGGUCCCGGUUCCGGUAGCCUUGGCGCUGGAGCUCCGAUGAGCCCCCCCGGAAAACCCAUCUUCUUCUCCCUCUGAGGAGGACCGCGGCUCCACCUGUCUUAGCCCCAGGCGGUGGUGAAGAGCUGGUGUGAGCCUUUCCCCUCUUUCCGCUUCUUCUCACCCAGUUCGCGGUGUGCUUUGUUCGGUGAGGUCUCCGGCCGCGUGGACGAGCCGCCCUCUUUCGCGGCCAAGGCCGCCUUUCAUGCUGGCUCUGCCUGGUCCGCCGCCUCUUUUGGCGAGAGCCAGCGGAGUAUCGUCCAGCCGCAGGCGGAGGAGAAAGAGAAGGGUGUCCCGAGCCCUCUGUGCAGCUCAGCUCCUUCUCUGCAUCAGCCUAGCAGAAAACGCGUUCCUGGGUCCUGAUGAAGAAGCUGUUGUGGAUCUUGGCAAAACCAGCUCAACUGUGAAUACCAAGUUUGAAAAAGAAGAACUAGAAAGUCAUCGAGCUGUAUAUAUUGGCGUUCACGUUCCUUUUAGUAGAGAGAGUCGUCGGCGUCACAGGCAUCGUGGACACAAGCAUCACCACCGUAGAAGAAAAGAUAAGGAAUCAGAUAAAGAGGAUGGGCGGGAAUCCCCAUCUUACGACACACCCUCCCAGAGAGUCCAGUUUAUCCUUGGUACUGAAGACGACGAUGAAGAACACAUUCCCCACGAUCUCUUCACGGAAAUGGAUGAGCUGUGUUACAGAGAUGGAGAAGACUAUGAGUGGAAAGAAACUGCCCGGUGGCUGAAAUUUGAAGAGGAUGUUGAAGAUGGAGGUGACCGGUGGAGUAAGCCUUAUGUGGCAACUCUAUCUUUGCACAGUCUUUUUGAACUAAGGAGUUGCAUCCUCAAUGGAACAGUCAUGCUGGAUAUGAGAGCAAGCACUCUAGAUGAAAUAGCAGAUAUGGUAUUGGACAACAUGAUAGCCUCUGGCCAAUUAGAUGAGUCCAUAAGAGAGAAUGUCAGAGAAGCCCUUCUGAAGAGGCAUCAUCAUCAGAACGAGAAAAGAUUCACCAGUCGGAUUCCCCUCGUUCGGUCUUUUGCAGAUAUAGGCAAGAAACAUUCUGACCCUCACUUACUUGAAAAGAAUGGUGUUUUGGCCUCUCCACAGUCUGCACCUGGAAACUUGGACAAUAGUAAAAGUGGAGAAAUUAAAGGUAAUGGAACUGGAGGAAGCAGAGAAAAUAGUACUGUUGACUUCAGCAAGGUUGACAUGAAUUUCAUGAGAAAAAUCCCCACGGGAGCAGAGGCAUCCAAUGUUCUGGUGGGAGAAGUCGACUUUUUGGAAAGACCUAUAAUUGCGUUUGUGAGACUGGCUCCUGCUGUCCUUCUCUCGGGGCUGACUGAGGUCCCUGUCCCUACGAGGUUUUUGUUUCUGUUAUUGGGUCCAGCAGGCAAGGCACCCCAGUACCAUGAAAUUGGAAGAUCAAUAGCCACUCUCAUGACAGAUGAGAUUUUUCAUGAUGUAGCUUAUAAAGCAAAAGACAGAAAUGACCUCUUAUCUGGAAUUGAUGAGUUUUUAGACCAAGUCACUGUCCUACCUCCAGGAGAGUGGGAUCCUUCUAUACGCAUAGAGCCACCCAAAAGUGUUCCUUCUCAGGAAAAGAGAAAGAUUCCUGUGUUUCCCAAUGGAUCUGCCCCCACCUUGAGUGACCCUCCUAAAGAGGCCGCUCAUCACGCCGGGCCUGAGCUGCAGAGGACUGGACGGCUUUUUGGUGGUUUGAUACUUGACAUCAAAAGGAAAGCACCUUUUUUCUUGAGUGACUUCAAGGAUGCAUUAAGCCUGCAGUGCCUGGCCUCGAUUCUUUUCCUAUACUGUGCCUGUAUGUCUCCUGUAAUCACUUUUGGAGGGCUGCUUGGAGAAGCUACAGAAGGCAGAAUAAGUGCAAUAGAGUCUCUUUUUGGAGCAUCGUUAACUGGGAUUGCCUAUUCGUUGUUUGCUGGGCAACCUCUUACAAUAUUGGGGAGCACAGGUCCGGUUCUAGUGUUUGAAAAAAUUUUAUUUAAAUUCUGCAGAGAUUACCACCUUUCCUAUCUGUCCUUGCGAACCAGUAUUGGUCUGUGGACUUCUUUCUUGUGCAUUGUUUUGGUUGCAACAGAUGCAAGCAGCCUUGUGUGUUACAUUACUCGGUUUACAGAGGAGGCUUUUGCAGCUCUCAUUUGCAUCAUAUUCAUCUAUGAGGCUUUGGAGAAGAUCUUUCACCUAGGAGAAAUAUACGCUUUUAACAUGCACAACAACCUAGAUGAACUGACCACCUACUCAUGUGUAUGUAUUGAACCUCCUAACCCUAGCAAUGAAACGCUAGAGCUCUGGAAGGAAAAGCACGUGACGGCACGUGAUAUUUCCUGGGGGAAUCUCACUGUUUCUGAAUGUCAAGCCUUUCAUGGUACGUUUGUAGGAUCAGCUUGUGGUCUUCAUGGACCUUAUGUCCCAGAUGUGCUCUUUUGGUGUGUCAUCUUAUUUUUUACAACAUUUUUUCUGUCUUCAUUCCUCAAGCAAUUUAAGACCAAGCGUUAUUUUCCUACCAAGGUGCGAUCAACAAUCAGUGACUUUGCUGUAUUUCUCACAAUAGUGAUAAUGGUUGUAAUUGACUACCUUGUAGGAGUUCCAUCUCCUAAACUGCACGUUCCUGAAAAAUUUGAGCCUACUUACCCAAAUAGAGGCUGGUUCAUAAGCCCAUUGGGAGAAAAUCCUUGGUGGACCUUAUUAAUAGCAGCUAUUCCAGCUCUGCUUUGUACCAUUCUCAUCUUUAUGGAUCAGCAAAUCACAGCUGUAAUCAUAAACAGAAAGGAGCACAAAUUGAAGAAAGGCGCUGGCUAUCACCUUGAUUUGCUCAUGGUUGGUGUUAUGUUGGGAAUUUGCUCUGUCAUGGGACUUCCAUGGUUUGUGGCUGCAACAGUGUUGUCAAUAAGUCAUGUCAACAGCCUAAAAGUUGAAUCCGAGUGUUCUGCUCCAGGGGAACAACCCAAGUUUUUGGGAAUUCGUGAACAACGAGUUACAGGGCUAAUCAUUUUUGUUCUAAUGGGCCUCUCUGUGUUCAUGACUUCAAUUCUAAAGUUUAUUCCAAUGCCUGUUCUGUAUGGUGUUUUCCUUUAUAUGGGCGUUUCCUCAUUAAAAGGAAUCCAGUUUUUUGACCGUAUAAAAUUAUUUGGAAUGCCCGCUAAGCAUCAGCCUGAUUUGAUAUAUCUCCGCUACGUGCCGCUCUGGAAGGUCCAUAUUUUCACAGUCAUUCAGCUCACUUGUCUGGUUCUUCUGUGGGUGAUAAAAGCUUCAUCUGCUGCGGUUGUUUUUCCCAUGAUGGUUCUUGCGCUAGUCUUUGUACGUAAACUCAUGGACUUGUGUUUCACAAAGAGGGAGCUUAGUUGGCUUGAUGAUCUCAUGCCAGAGAGUAAGAAGAAGAAAGAAGAUGACAAAAAGAAAAAGGAGAAAGAGGAAGCUGAGCGAAUGCUUCAAGCUGAGGACAGUGGUACUGUGCACCUUCCAUUUGAAGGGGGAAGUCUCUUGCAAAUUCCAGUUAAGGCCCUAAAAUACAGUGUUGAUCCCUCAGUUGUUAACAUAUCAGAUGAAAUGGCCAAAACUGCACAGUGGAAGGCCCUUUCCAUGAGCACUGAGAAUGCCAGAGUAACCAGAUCUAACACGAGCCCUGAAAAACCUGGGAGUGUGAAAAUAAACUUUGAAGAUGAACCAACAAGGAGAUACAUGGAUGCCGAAACUUCGUUAUAGAAUUGAACCAAGAGAAAUUAUAUAUAUGUAUAUGUAUACUGUGUGUGUGUCAUGUCACUGUACAUAACUAUAUUGUAUGUCACACUGUUUAUGCGUGACUACUGGGUUUUUUGAAGUAGCGUCUGAAGUUUAUGAGCACCGUGGAGACUCUGUGUAUAGCUGAAUGGUCUCUCAAAAGUGGAGGUACAUGAUUCUCACCCUUCAAAUAUUUAUUCUGUUAGAAUUUUCUCUUUUUUUUCCUGUUCUUCAGUAGGAAGAUAUGGGGAAAUGCAUUCAGCAUACUUUUCCUUAAAUCUGUUUGUUCACCAGUGGCAAUUCGUAUCAACCUUUAGUGAUGCAUACUUUAUCCAUAUAUUUAAAUUUUUUUUACUUGAGUUUUAGCUUGUUUCUGAAAAUGGUCAUGUAUUCUGUCACUUCAGUUUACGCUUUCUGGGAAGAACGGGGAGCCUUUACGCCAGUUCUGUGGGACAAAUGGUAACAUGCCAUGGCUGUUGUGUGUGUGUUUCGUUUACGAAGCUGUCCAUCCUGUUUCACAAGCAGUGGGCUUUUUUUGGCCAUAUGGGCGAAUGUAGGACAAUGUUUGAACUUUCUAGAUAAGAGCUAUAGAUUUGACCAUUAUGUUUUAAAACUAUUUUUUAAAGCCCCCCCCCACCCCCCAAAAGCUCCGUAUCUAGGUUUCCAAUUUAAGAGAUAAAUAAAAUGGCAAGUGAUUUUACAGUUUAACCCCAUACCAGCCAUAACUUUAUGAGUUUUUGAAGCUACAAGACCCAUUGGCCAGAGUUGUGUUGCCUGUGUAGAAGUUUUUCUGAGUUCUUUAUUAGACCCUAGAAUGCCCACUUUGCUCUCUGCCUUUCCUGUCUUUUACUUAAAAUGGUUUAGUUCGUAUCAGGUUCAAGUUCUUGAUGAUUUUUCUGUUAUAAGUAGUAUGAUUAAAUAAUCAGGAAUCAGAAUUCUCUCAAAUGGGUUUAUGAUCAGUAUUACUGUAUGCUACUAAGAAAUACCCUUCAUUUUCUGUUUACCUUAUUCUUUCUAAUGUAUAGAAUAUAUUUAAUAGCCACUUACCCUUGAUUUCAUUUUAAAAUAUUUUAUUUAUUUUAAUUAAUGUGAUGCUUAAAUACUAUAUACACAUUUGAUAAGGUAACAAAUAGAGAGUAAAUUGUUAAUGUAAAUAGUUGGUGCUCACUGCAUUUACGAUUAUUUGAAAGCAGUUGAUUGAUUUUACAUCUCUGAUACAAAGGACUGCCAUAUUUGUAUUUUAAAAGGAAAUUUGACAUUUUACGGAUAGCUCAGAUUGAUGGUGUUCUUCCUGCUUGGCUCCAGCGUUUGUUUCCUUCCUUUGAUUUUGCUUUUCUGAGCUCUUUUUAACUUUUCAGCUAGUCUUUUUAGUCAACUUUUAUAUACUCUUAGCUACACAUGAAAUAAAUAAAUGUUGUUAAGCCUGUAGGACUGGAUGAAUGGAGUUGUGAAACUGAUUUGGCAAGAGAAUAACUUAAAAAAACCAAAUGAGUAUUGGGAAGCCACAGAAAUGUAAAAAACGGUGACAGGAAUAUUAGGGUGAAGGUUGUAGUGAAAUUCAGACGGCUCCCUUUAACAUUUGUAGUUAAAGUGCAAAAGUAGGACAAACCGAUCUUACAGUGGACCCCGAGGAAUGCCAAAAGCUGAUACUUUCACGGUUCUGAAGUGUUUAAUUCAUUCUAAACUACUUAUUAACUAAUUUAAUUUCCCUGUCUGAGACCUGAUUGUCAGAUUCCAGUGAAAAUAACUGAUUUACCUUCUGCCUCAGAUGAGAGAUGGGAGAUGUAGUUGCUUUUCUUUAGAAAACAUCCUUUGGUACUGCCUUAGAACGAGACUCUGUUGGCCAUUGAUGUGGAGUAUUGCCCUCGGUGCUUGUUAUUGUGUAUGAGCUUCCAGUGAAGUGACUCCUGUUUGUUCAUAGCAGCAUAGUCGUUUCCAGACACCCCAGUAUUUGCUGCUGUUUUUUAAACUCCCCUGGUGUACCUGAGCAGAUGUCCUCACAUCCAUCGUGUCCUUGUGUCUGGACAUCAAAAGGGUUAACAAAUGUACUUAUUUUACAGGAAGUGAUUUUAAACUUUAAACUGAAAACUACCUGGGAUCAUAGUGUUUCUGUGAUUUUAUUUAAUUAUGUAUAGUAAUUAUCCAGUGCCAGAAAAACCGUGACUUGCAAAAUAACCUUGCACUCACAAUGUUUUUACAAGGUUUCUGAUUGUUAAUGGCUUCUAGUUUCUUUUGACUACUUGACUUACUGUAUGAUCUGAUAUGACUACUUCAUUGAAGAGCAAAGGUAAUUCAUGUUUAAGUAAUUAAUUGCUUGUUUUUAUGUGGUUAUGGUAUUUCUUCCACUAUUUUUGGAAAAUAACAAUCAUGGAGAACAUUCACUGCAAGACAGCAAAGGAUACAAUUUUGCUACAUGUAUUGAUUUUUAAAUAUUGCCUUAAAUAGGUGUGAAUGUGCAGUAGUAAUUGCUAUGUACUGAUUUACCUCAAGGUGCAAAAUAAUUAAACCUGUACAUAUUCCAUUUACAAAAUAAAGUCAAACCAACAGCCCUGCACUUUCUUAGAUGCCUUGGUUUCCAGGGAUGGAGCUUAGUGCUACUGAAUACCCUGGCCACAGAGCCACCUCAGGAUCGUCGUCUCUCCACCCUUUUUUAUUUAUUUAUAGACAUCUGUUUACAUAGACUGUAAUGAAUCCUGAUGUUGACCAUCUGAAUUUUACUUUCUUCUGAAAUGCUGUUUCAUUCUAAAAUAGCAGCUUUUAAAAAAACAAUGAGCUAACUUCCUUAUGAUAAAAGGGCGAUUCUGUAUAUUCUUUAGAUAAUACAGAAGUGAAGCACAUAGUCUUUCUGAUACGUGUACGUGUGAGUGUGAGCAAUGUUAUCGAUCAGUUGUUUAAAAAAGUCGUGGCGUACCAAUGUUGGCCAAGUCUGCUGUAAGACGCAUAGGACAGAAUUUUGUACGUACUAAUGCAUGUGUUUAUAAAGCAGAGUUCUUUACCACUCAAAAUCAUUAACUUUAUUUUUCUCCACCCGUAAAAAAAGGUUUUUUUUUCUUCCGUGUACUCAGAGUUUAUGUGUGUAGAUAAUAGCUUUCCGAUCUUUUCCCUUGCACAAGACAGGCUCAGAAUUCUUUAAAAACCUAAAAAAUGAUUUCCGAAACAGAUUGAGCACUACAGCUAGCUGUUUUGGAAGGAAUGAUGUCCUGUGCAUGGCUCUGUAGAAGUGCCCAGCGGUGGAAGAGGUGAACCCUGUUUGAACGUGCACGGAUUUCGGAUGUGUAAGCCAUUGACAGAACGUCGUAACUCACAGAUGUUUAUAUUAAAUAACAAUGUUUUAAAUUUAUUUAUGUAGCUCACAUCAUUGUUAUCUUAUGCAGUACCAGUAUGUGAAAUGUCUUUUAGUCUAGUCCAGCAAUUAUUUAUUUCUUAGAAAGUAAAUUUAAAAAUUUAACAGGACAUUCAAAGUUUGCAAUAGUGUUCAUAAUGCAAAACUUGGCAGUUUUAAUGUAAACUAGUCUUUUCUAAUCUUUCAAAAAGUAAAAUAAAUGACAGUAAUAGGAAAACAUAGUUGGAAUCAUCUAAAGAUUAUUUUUAAAUUAAAUUAGCAUAUAUUGACUUCUACAACUGGCUGAAAGCAAUUGUUUAAGCCCCGAUUUGAUGAUUUUUAAUCAGGUUUACUGAGAUUUGAUUGGUUUUUGUGUUGUGGCUUUUGUUGCUUCCUUAUUCAAGGUUAUUUGUCUUUUUUUUCCCGCGGGGCUGGGGAAGAUGUGAUCCGUUUCCAGUGUUUACUGCGUUUAAAUAAACAGAUUGAAUUUUAUUGUUCCUUUAUAUAAUAUUUGAUAACUUGAGGUGUAAUUUCACAGUACAGUUCCAAUUUUUAUGACUUUUAUAUUUACAAUGGUAAUAUUUUUUUUGUAAUAAAAUCCAAAGUACAUUAAACAUUUUAAAUGGAGAACUGAUAUUUUUCGUUUAUAUGAAGUACAAGUCUCUAACAAGUCUAUAAUGUGAAUGAUCCUGCCUUUCAAAUUUGUUUCAUAAUUGUUAGAAGAAAACUAUUUUUGGGAAAUGUUAUUGAAGUUAAAAGAGCAAUAAAAGCCUACUGAAUUA
Messenger RNA from Loxodonta africana (African savanna elephant), 7965 nucleotides. RefSeq names its product solute carrier family 4 member 7 (gene SLC4A7). Gene Ontology annotation, biological process: monoatomic anion transport; transmembrane transport; bicarbonate transport. The record is from RefSeq and is a predicted model, not a curated record. Gene Ontology annotation, cellular component: apical plasma membrane; plasma membrane; basolateral plasma membrane. Gene Ontology annotation, molecular function: sodium:bicarbonate symporter activity; monoatomic anion transmembrane transporter activity; solute:inorganic anion antiporter activity. Lineage: Eukaryota; Metazoa; Chordata; Mammalia; Proboscidea; Elephantidae. The coding region runs from base 346 to 3846 and encodes 1166 amino acids. The transcript has 25 exons.